AUGGCGAAGAAAGUAUCCGGCGAAAGAACAAAGACGAUCAUCGGUUCUUCUUCCUUUAUGAUCUCUGGAUUAUCACUUCACGGCCACCCAAAUCGCAAUCUUCCCACGCUCUCCUUCCUCGAUUCUGUUGGAGGAGAUUAUCCGUUUAGGAUUAAAAACUCUUGCAAUGGCUUACUGUUGUGUGAGAAGGAUGGAUUUGUUGUUGGUAAUCAUUAUACAAAAAGUUACAUUGUUUGUAAUCCGACCACCCAGAAAUUCACUCUACUUCCUCAACUUGAUCGUCGUUCAUAUCAACCAUCGGGGCUAUACUUGGCUUUUGAUCCUUCAAAAUCACCUCACUACAAAGUUGUUUUGCAUAAUUGUUUGCAUUAUUGUUAUCGGUUGGGUAAUCAUUUAGAUAUAUACUCUUCGGAAAGUGCGUCUUGGAAACAGAUUGAUGUCAGUGAACCACUAGGUGUUGAAGGGGUUUUUUGGAAUGGAGCAAUCCAUUGGCUGAGUGAUGGGGUGGAUUUCACAGUAGGUUUGAGGUUGAUGCAGAGAAGCUGA
Molecule: messenger RNA, 546 nt
Organism: Camellia sinensis
Lineage: Eukaryota; Viridiplantae; Streptophyta; Magnoliopsida; Ericales; Theaceae
Source: RefSeq, a predicted model, not a curated record